GAGCUGUCACUCCCGUCUCAGAUCCUAUUGGUCCAUCUCAUCCCCACGGCGUGUGUUCAUUGGCUGCACUGGACUGUCGAUCAUAAUGCGGUAGUAUGCGCCCGGGGUUUCUCAAAGCGAAAGUCACUGGGGCUCCAAGAGGCUGCGGGAUGGUGAUUUUACUCGCAAACGAAAACAUCAACUCCACCGCCUCAGAGGCGAAGGUAUACUCGUUAAGUCAAGCAUUCUCCUGGAUUGUCCGAUGGACCUGGAAAAAACUGCCAAAUCCAUUCCUUGUUGGAAUAGCAGCAAUUUUGUUAAGUUCGUUGUUUGUCAGAACACCUUACAAAUGGGUAGGAUAUCUCCUAAAAUGGCCAUUAAGGAUAAGAAACAGAAAAAACAGUUCUGUUGGUCCGUCAACAGAUCUCUUAGAAUAUGCAAGCAUCGAAUGGAAGGGAGGUACCAAGCAAGCUGAGAAGAUGAAAAAGGCUUAUGAAGAUAUUUAUUUGGUGCACCACAUUAAACACGUCCGAAGAAUCAGAGGAGAUAACUACUGUGCACUGAGGGCAGUAUUGUUUCAGGUUUUCAGCCACGGUAUUCCUCCUCCAACGUGGAUGAGGGAACAGAACAUAACCAAGUUCCCAGAAAAGAUAUUUACACAUGGCUGUAACUGGAUACAACAAUACAGCUUUGGUCCUGAGAGAUACACUGGGAACAAUGUUUUCAGAAAACUGCGCAAGUACCUGGAAGUUUUGGAAAGCCAGUGGAAUAAAUUUCACGGAAUUAAAGACCAGGAGAAAAGAACCAAAUUGUGUCUGGAGUUAUUUAGUGAGCAAGAAACUGAGUACAAGAUGUAUGAAGCCGUAAAAUUUCUUAUGUUGUAUACAGUAUUUGGGCUUCAUGAGGGCAUAAGAGAUGGAGAAGUUGUUCCUAGCUUUUGUGCCCUUUUCUUUGCCCGAGAUUCCUCACCCGAUCCUCUGAGUUUUAUGAUGAACCAUCUGAACCACGUUGGUGACACAGGUGGACUGGAGCAGGUUGAAAUGUUUCUCCUUGGAUUUACAUUUAAAUUGAGGAUCAGAAGCUUCAGACUCUAUAAACAUGGUACUGAGGAAUUUAUAUCGAGUUAUCCUGAAGACUGCCACAGGGAUUGGCCUGAAAUUUUUGUUCUGACUGAAGAUGACAGGCACUACAACGUUCCUGUUGUAUGCAGCUGAUUGACAUUAUCGCAAUUCUAUGGAAAUAUUGGCUAAAGUUUAAAUCUGCGUAGUGUUUGUAUUGUUACAUGCAACCAAAUCUGUUUUUUUUUAUUAUAAAUUUGUGGUGCAGGUGCCUUGCAUUUCCAACAUUCCUAAAAGUUUCCCGCAACGUGCAAAUUUUAAUCUAAACAUUGGGAAACAUUUGAAAUCAGUAAACAAAAACCCCAAAAGAGUAUCAUCCAACAAAAUGGAGUAAUUAAUAUUACAGAUUUUUCUCUCCUUUUUGGGCCGUUGGCUCAUCGCUUCCAUUUCGGAUGCAGCACUCCAACAUUUGAGUACUGUGAAUUUAAGUCAUGUGCUCACUGUUAUCCUGAUGAACUUUGACUGGACAGUCAGUCUGCAAGGAAUGUUUUUUUCAGUGGAGUGAGUUUUGUCAAGGACACACACGACAAAGAAGGACAAAUUAUGGAAUACACAUUGUCCCUAUUCUGUUGUUUCUGCUCGCCCAAAAACUCAUCGCAUUUCACCACGUUUUGAUGUACUUGCGACAAACAAAUGAAUCUGAAGCAGAGCCGAGCACAAAUGAUGGUGUGUAUAGGCUCAACUUCUACACUCUAUCCCUGUUUAAAUUUAAUAUUAGUGCUCAUCCUCUUGUUUAUAUAAAAAAAAGUACCAUUGCCCUAAAAGAUCUAUUCAGUGUACCAAGGGCAACUGAAGGGCUGGCUAAGACUUCGAUAAAACAAACCAUUGUGAAGAAGAUGUUUCGACAGGAGAUGGUGAAUCAUUUCUAUUCCAGCAGAAUUUGGGAUGCUAGUACAGUAAAAUGCAAUAGGAGCUGGAAAGAAAGAACUAUUAUUUUGCUUGUUCUCUCUCUCUCCUCUCUCUCUUCUCUCUCCCCCCCCCACCUCCCCAAAAUAAUGAUCUGUACAUUAUGGCAGUGUGUGAGUAAGUAUGACAUUAAAGGGCUCUAAGGCAGCUGAGGUCCAUGGGGAACGGGGAACUCGGGUUACUAGAAACAUAAUUAGAACAAAGGGACAUAAUUUGGGUUGUUGGAGGUUAUUCAUCCUAGUUUCCUGAAAUCACUAUAAUGGGGUAGUGAUCUCCACCCAAUAUUCUAAUCUACUUCCCUUUGUUGCAAGUUCAUAAAUUUAAUAUUACUGCUCUUUCCCUCAUUUGAAAAAAAUGCACCAAUGAUAAUAUGUCAUUAAGCUUCAUUCAUGUUUUAUCAGAUAGUGAAGCAUUCUUUGUGCAUAUGCCGUGUGACCUGGGUAAAUCCAGGCUCGGAUUCCUCAGUGGCACGUAGCAUUGGUGCUACACAAGUGCUGGGCAUUAAACAUCUUCAGAGGGGAGCCUUUACACUUUCCCUUUCACAACCAAUAGCAUUAUCAUUGACUAACUCCCAUCCCACCCAGUUCACUGGACCAAUCAUUACCAAUAUUGUAAAUACAGGGGUGAGGUAUAGGUUUCUUAUACCUGUAAAAUACUCCGUGCUUAUUGUUAGCACUUAUUAUUUUAAUGUCAAGUCAGGGAGAGCUCUUUAGCCACCUUGAUUUUAAUGCUCUUGUAUCUUCAAAUCUCAGAAUUAAAAUUAUUAAGUCGACAUUUGAAAGUUGUAACAAAUGAUUUACAAAUGCGAAUUCUUUUUGAUGCUAACAGAUGGUGCAUUUGUUACCGUUUCUGAUCCUUUUCAUCCUGUCCUCCUCCUCCUCCUCCUCCCCUGCAGUCUAUAAAGACUUCAGCAGAAGUAUGCUUAACAUUUAAUUUUGGCCUGUAUUUUUGUAAUUCUGUAAUUAACUGAUAUUGAUACAGCACAUUACAUGGCUUUAACAGGAUUGCUUUGCUUGUCUGUAGCACAGUCUUUUCAGUUUUAUGUUUGGUUUAUAGGUGCGUGUUAUGUUCACAGCGGUUAAAAUAAUUUAUACAGUAAAUGAGAAUUAAAAGUAGUGAAGUUGAAUACUCGCAGUAAGUUAAAAGAUUAUGAACAAAUGAACAGCAAAGUCACUUUAAAGUAAUUAGAUGCGUCAUUACGCUUAUUUUUUAUUAAGCCUCCUGUAUCGGUCGUAGAAAAAAUGCAUUUUUCAUCUGGUGACAAUUGCCAAACAAACAGUAGUUUUAAUUUGCUUUAUUUUUGAUAAAUUGGGAAAGGUUAUAUAUUCCAUUCUAAUUAGCAAUCUUAAUUAUUUUCGUACUGCAAAAUAAAACAGCACCUAUAUAACAUAUUGUGGAAUUCUUUAUUCCAAAUAUUUGAAAUGGGGACUUUAAAAGACUUCGUUUAAAAAUUUGUUAAACUGUAUUGAAGUGUGCAUGUAUAUGUAUGUGUGUAUGUGUAUAUAUUUUAUAUAGUACACCACACCGUAUUUCCCAAGCUGCUUUUGACAAAAGACGACUUUUGUGACAGCCAUUUGUAGUGACUAAUGUCACCAAGCUUUGGGCACUAAACAGAUCCAAAUUCUGUGAUUGUUUUAUGAAUGUGGAUUUUAAAUUGUAUUCAGUUUUUAUAAAAGGCUCAAGCUGAAACAAUCAUUUGUGGAAUUAAUGCUAAAAUUGGUUAUGUACGUGAUUUUAUGGUGAUUUUUAUAAAGUUCUUG
This is a messenger RNA of Mobula hypostoma (lesser devil ray), 3763 nucleotides long. Its product is annotated as inactive ubiquitin thioesterase OTULINL-like. The coding region runs from base 96 to 1193 and encodes 365 amino acids. The record is from RefSeq and is a predicted model, not a curated record. The transcript has 8 exons. NCBI's taxonomy places the organism in Eukaryota, Metazoa, Chordata, Chondrichthyes, Myliobatiformes, Myliobatidae.